Eucalyptus grandis is the source of this 1892-nucleotide messenger RNA. Its product is annotated as vacuolar cation/proton exchanger 3. The transcript has 10 exons. The record is from RefSeq and is a predicted model, not a curated record. NCBI's taxonomy places the organism in Eukaryota, Viridiplantae, Streptophyta, Magnoliopsida, Myrtales, Myrtaceae. Gene Ontology annotation, molecular function: calcium:proton antiporter activity. Gene Ontology annotation, biological process: intracellular calcium ion homeostasis; calcium ion transmembrane transport. Gene Ontology annotation, cellular component: plant-type vacuole membrane. The coding region runs from base 75 to 1418 and encodes 447 amino acids.
CAGUUUGCUUGUGUUUUCUCGUAUCAGCUUUAUCACUCGAAGCUUGUGUGCUUGUACUGAAUCUACUGAGUGCCAUGGAUUCUUUUCAACAGGAUGAGGGUCCAGACUUGGAAAACGGUGAUGGAUGCGAGAACAAUGAGAUUACAAUCGUCAUACCCCACACACUGCACAACAUUUCUUCUUCUUCUUCUUCUUCUUCUUCUUCUUCUUCUUCUUCUUCUGUUAUUCCCAAGGAUUCCUAUCAGAAGCUACUUCAUUCGGGCGGUCACUUCCCAGUGUUGAGACAAGUCCUGAAUGACCUACGAGUUCUUCUGGGCACAAAACUUGCUUUGCUCUUCCCAGCAAUUCCCUUAGCGAUUCUUGCGAAUUUCUUUGACUUUGGAAGAGCAUGGAUCUUCGUCCUGAGUUUGCUGGGGCUGAUCCCACUCGCCGAACGUAUCAGCUUCUUGACUGAGCAAAUUGCAUACUUCACUGGUCCGACAGUUGGAGGGCUUAUAAAUGCAACGUGUGGGAAUGCAACAGAACUUAUCAUAGCCAUAUUCGCCCUUAGGCAGAACAAAGUACAAGUACUCAAGUACUCGCUCCUGGGUUCGAUUCUCUCCAACCUCCUCCUCGUUCUCGGGACCUCUCUCAUCUGUGGAGGCUUGGCCAACCUCUCCAAGGAUCAAACUUUUGACAGAAAACAAGCUGAUAUCAACUUGGUGCUUCUACUAUUGGGACUACAGUGUCAGAUGUUGCCUUUGAUGUUUAGAUAUGGUGGUGGGGGUGGAUCUGAUCAUUGGGCGCAUCAAAGCCUUCGAUUCUCCAGAGCCAUUAGCGCUAUUAUGCUUUUGGCCUAUGUUGCCUACAUAAUUUUCCAAUUGAAAACACACAGGCAAUUGUUUGAGUCCCAAGAUCAGGAGGACAAGGGGAAUGAAGAAAAGGCAGUAAUAGGAUUCUGGAGUGCAUUUGGCUGGCUGAUUGUAAUGACAACGAUCACUGCAUUGUUGUCCGAGUAUGUCAUUAGUACAAUUGAGGCAGCAUCAAGUUCUUGGGGCAUUUCGAUCAGCUUCAUCAGCAUUAUUGUUUUGCCAAUUGUGGGGAACGCCACAGAACAUGCGGCCUCUAUUAUAUAUGCGUUCAAGAAUGAGUUGGACAUUUCCUUGGGUGUAGCUAUAGGAUCGACGACUCAAAUUUCUAUAUUUGUGGUUCCUUUAUGCGUUCAAAUUUCUUGGAUGAUGGAUGGUCAUAUGGAUCUAGAUUUUGAUCUCCUUGAAACUGUUUCGAUUGCCUUUGCAAUAAUGAUCAUGGGCUUCGCUCUACAGGAUGGAACUUCGCAUUACAUGAAAGGGUUGGCUCUCUGUCUGAGCUACGUCGUCAUUGCUGCAUGCUUCUUUUUCUGCAGCACUUUGUCCUCCUCCCCUCCAUUUCCUAUCUGACCUAUGAAGCUAAUGAAUGUUGACUUCGGUCCCUCAACUUAACCUAAUACUGAGAAAAAAGGCCUGCAUCUAUUCCUGAUAUACACUGAACAGAUGUUUGCCCCUUUGUAAUUGGAGAUUGGUGAAGUACUUCAGUACAUUAGCAAAGCAUACUUGCACCAUUACAUAGAUUUGCCACCAGGAAAAUUCAGUCGGCAUCUAAACCAUCCUCAUCUGAAGCACCAUUCGAAGGUUGUGCCCAUUUUGAUGGUGAAAGACCUUUGGACAAGUCAGCGCUUGAGUAGAUUAGCAUGAGGACGUAGCUCACAAAAGUCGAGUAAGCUACCUCAGGAAAGACGUGAUUUAAAGCUGCACGAACCUCAGAUAUCUUUUGAUUAUGUAUGGCCUGGACAUUCUGAACUAGUAACUCUAUGUAAUUUGUACUUGUUGCCCUGCCAGACUUAAGCUUAAAGAGCUAGCAAACGUUCUAAAUAU